Molecule: messenger RNA, 2688 nt
Organism: Solenopsis invicta (red fire ant)
Lineage: Eukaryota; Metazoa; Arthropoda; Insecta; Hymenoptera; Formicidae
Exons: 1
Coding region: 1-2688 (895 amino acids)
Biological process (GO): proteolysis
Molecular function (GO): aspartic-type endopeptidase activity
Source: RefSeq, a predicted model, not a curated record
AUGCUCCAUCUUGACUCGGCCUCUUCCGCUACUGCGACAGUUAGUGCAUCCGAUUCCGAGACCCCGGCGUCGAACAAUUCCGAUAAGUCUCCGAAAACAGUGGCAUUAUGCGCGAUGUCGGCAAAUCUCGCCCGACCGCCGGUAGUCCUCGCCACUGCACGCGUGUUCGUCGGACCUCUCGCCGGUCGUCAAGUCGCUGCACGAGCAUUGAUUGACACCGGAGCGGAACUCACACUCGUUGCGGCUCAUUUAGCAAAAAAAUUAAAACUGCGUCGGUUCAUACUGCCUACCGCCUUGUCCGCCGUCGGCGGCCUUGACGCGGGCAUUCAUCGUUACGCCGCGCACAUUCAAAUCUCACCGAUCGACGGGAUCGAGCCGCCGGUCGUUACAACAGCGACGAUUUUAAGUUCGCUUGCUAGUUACUCGUCAGCGUCUAUUCAAUCUCCUCUUCAAUGGAAUCAUCUCGCGGAUCUCACUCUCGCAGAUCCAAAUUCUUCAAGUACAGAUCCCAUUGAUCUCAUAAUCGGCGCUGACAUCUACGCAGACAUAAUGCGAGAUGGCGUUCGCAGAGGAUCUCGCGGUCAGCCUAUUGCUCAAGAAACGAUCUUCGGCUGGAUUGUUCAAGGCCGCACGCCUCUGUCGAAUUCGUCUCGUCGGACCAUUACAGUGCAACAUUGUACGAUCGCGGAAUCCGUUUCACUUGAUAGCGAAUUGAGAAGAUUUUGGGAAAUCGAGGAAAUUCCGAGGCACACGAUACUCAGCCCGGAAGAGCAGAGAUGCGAGAAUCAUUUUUUAACUUCUCAUUCGCGCACUCCCGCCGGUCAGUACAUCGUUCGUCUGCCGUUCAAGAGUGGUCCUCCCAUCGAUAUUGGUACCUCGCGCGAUGUAGCGGAGCGAUGCCUCAAGACUUUGCUACGCCGUCUUCAAGCCAAUUUCGAUUUAAAAAGGGAGUACUCAGACUUCCUACAAGAGUAUGAAAAUCUCGGGCACAUGCGCAAGGCUCCAGAAUCUUCAGAAUCUUCUCAAUUCGUCUAUAUUCCGCACCAUCCCGUAAUACGCGAAAGCAGUGCGACGACUCGAGUAAGAGUCGUAUUCAAUGCGUCGAGCCCCACCUCGAAUUCUCGGUCACUUAAUGACCACCUUCUCGCGGGGCAGAAAUUACAAACGGACUUGGCUGCGGUGCUUUUACGCUGGCGACAGUAUCGCUACGUUUAUUCUGCCGACGUCGCAAAAAUGUACCGGCAGAUUCGCGUCGAUCCCCGGGACACAGACUAUCAAAGGAUCCUCUGGAUCGACGAGAAAACCGGAAGAGUACAAGAGUAUCAGCUCUUGACCGUAACCUACGGUACAACUUCGGCGCCGUUCUUAGCUUUGCGAGUCCUGCAGCAGCUCAUCCAUGAUGACGGUCGCGAUUUUCCUCUAGCUGUUCCCGUGCUUAAGGAGAACAUUUAUGUGGAUGACGUGCUUUUCGGUGCGGACGAGAUUUCACUCAUCCGUACGGUUCGCAAUCAAGUGUGCUCCUUGCUGCAACGCGGUCAUUUCGAAUUAAGAAAAUGGUCGAGCAACGCGGCUCAUUUGCUAAGUGACAUUGACGCGCAAGAUCAUGGACUCGCUUGCAGCAAGGAUCUACAUCCGGACGAGACAUUAAAGGUGCUCGGUAUUAGUUGGAGUCCGUCGGCUGACGCAUUUCAAUUUAGAGUCGUGCGCUGUCCCUCGCCCGCGCGAACGAAGCGCGCCAUGCUCUCGUACAUCGCUCGUAUGUUUGAUCCGUUGGGCUUAGGCACGCCCGUUACAAUCUCCGCGAAAAUUCUCUUGCAAAAGCUAUGGCAGCUCCGCGUCGACUGGGACGAUGAGGUUUCCUCCGAUAUCGCAAGGCAAUGGGAAUCCGUGCAAUCGUCCUUGCUGGAACUCGAUAACUUCCACCUCCCGCGGUGGAUUCAAAAGGGAUCGGACACGGUCGACUGCGAAAUCCACGGGUUUUUGGACGCGUCUAACUAUGCCUACGCCGCAGCGAUUUAUAUUCGGCUCACCUCUCGCUCAGGCAACAUCACGACUGCCUUGCUAGUCGGAAAGUCAAAGGUCGCGCCGAUCAAGACAUUGACUGUUCCGCGUCUCGAAUUAUCGGCAGCCGUGUUAAUGUCGCGAUUAACGAGGUUCGUCAUGGACGCAUUGCACAUUACCUCCGCUCCCUGCUUUUGCUGGACGGACUCAACCGUCGUGCUCGCGUGGGUCACACAACAUCCCUCGAAGUGGAAGACUUUCAUUUCGAAUCGGGUUGCCGAAAUUCAAACCCGACUUCCGUCCGCUUCGUGGCGAUAUGUUCCCACGGAUGAAAACCCCGCGGAUUGUGCGUCGCGAGGAGUCUCGGGAAGUCAGCUCGUCUCGCAUCCUCUUUGGUGGCACGGUCCCGCGUGGCUAAGGAUGCCUGAUUCUGAGUGGCCGACGAUGAGCGCAUCACUCUCAGACAUCGCGUUAAAGGAGAACUCGCGCGCGACAGUUCAAAUCGCUAGCGUAACGGAAUCAUGGGAGCUCGCAGACCGAUAUUCCUCGUGGCCAAAGCUCAUUCGAGUGAGCGCGUACAUUCUUAGAUUUAUAUCGCGGAUUCGAAGGCGUGACGAGAUCGCUCUUCGGUCGGAAAGUCCGUCUUCAUUGACCGUGAGCAAAGUACAAGCCUCAAAAAAAUUUUGA